AUGUCAAGAGACAGGUUCAGGUCCAUUUCCUGGAACAUCCACCUCAGUGAUCCCGAGGAGGAUGUAGAGAAUGAAAAGAAGAAGGGAACACCAGGCUACGACAAACUGUUCAAACUCAGACCUCUGUGUGAUGAGAUUCUCAACGCCUGCCAGACUUAUUACCACCCGAGGAAGGAGCUGUCGGUGGAUGAAAGGAUGGUGGCGACUAAGGCAAAAACUGGCAUGACUCAGUAUAUGAAGAACAAGCCGACUAAAUGGGGGAUUACACUUUUCGUCUUGGCUGAGUCAAGCAGCGGCUACACCAUCAGGUUCAGCAUUUACACUGGAAGGGCUUACACUCCGAGUGAGCAUGGCCUGUCUUAUGAUGUGGUCAUGGACCUCAUCAAACCGUCCUAUCUUGGCACUGGGUACCAUAUUUACAUGGACAAUUUUUACACCACCCCCAAACUGUUUACGGCCCUGGCCAGCUUGAAGUUCGGAGCGUGCGGCACCUACAGGGAAUGCAGGAAAGGAUUCCCCAGAGAGAGGGGAAACGCUCUCACCAAAAAAAGUGACAAAGGAUCAGUGAGAUGGAUCAGAGAGGGCUCACUGCUGUUUGUGAAGUGGAUGGACUCGAGGGAGGUGUCUGUGUGCUCCACCAUUCAUCCUGCGUAUUCAGGUGAGACGGUGAAAAGAAGAGUGAAGGAUGGAGAUGGAUGCUGGGCUGUGAAAGACGUUCCCGUUCCCACACCAAUCAAGGCCUACAACAAGAAUAUGGGUGGGGUUGAUCUGUCAGACCAGCUCAUUCAGUACUACUCCACCCACAGAAAAGUUGGUAACUGGAACAGGACUGUGUUGCUGCACUUCCUGGACAUUGCCACAACAAAUUCCUACAUCAUGCACCGAGAGAUGAGCAAAACCAAGCAGGAGCAGCCCAUGACACACAAAGACUUCAUGGUGGAGCUGGGGUGUCAGCUUUGUGGCGUGGACAAGGCAGGUGUUUCUCAGCGCAGGAAGGCCGAUCACAUUCCUGUGCCCAUUGUCACGGCCGAAGCCACAGCCACAGAUGCCAGCCUGAAAUCCCCCAAAAGCAGGAAAAGGUGCCAGCACUGCCUCCAAGUGGACAAAAAGAGGAGUGACACACAAUGGAAGUGUCAGGCGUGUAAUGUGGCCCUCUGUGUUUUGGUAGACAGGAACUGUUUUUUUGAAUGGCACAAAUAA
Molecule: messenger RNA, 1200 nt
Organism: Xyrichtys novacula (pearly razorfish)
Lineage: Eukaryota; Metazoa; Chordata; Actinopteri; Labriformes; Labridae
Source: the annotation of a GenBank genome assembly